UGGGGGUGUGGCCGCCGCCGUGGCCGCGGCAUGGAGGAGCGGCCGCCGCGCCGCUGAGCCGCCGCCAUGGCCAAGAGCCGCGGGGGCGGCGGGCCCGGCUCGCCCGGCGGGAGCCUGGCUGGCACCCGGGAGAGCUUGGCCGAGCCGGGCGGCGACGAGCUCAGCUCCCUCGGCUCUGACUCCGAGGUGAACGGCGGCGGCGGCCCCGAAGAGCGGCGCGUCGACAAGUUCGGGUUUAUCGUGGGCAGCCGCGGCGCCGAGGGGACGCUGGAGGAGGUGCCCUUGGAGGUGCUGCGGCAGCGAGAGUCCAAAUGGCUGGACAUGCUCAACAACUGGGACAAGUGGAUGGCCAAAAAGCACAAGAAGAUCCGGCUGCGGUGCCAGAAGGGGAUCCCCCCCUCGCUGCGGGGCCGAGCCUGGCAGUACCUCUCUGGGAGCAAGGUCAAGCUGGAGCAGAACAUGGGCAAGUUUGAUGAACUGGAUCUCCUGCCAGGCGAACCGAAGUGGCUGGAUGUGAUCGAGCGAGACCUCCACCGGCAGUUCCCCUUCCACGAGAUGUUUGUCUCGCGUGGGGGCCAUGGGCAGCAGGACCUGUUCCGGGUGCUGAAGGCGUACACCCUGUACCGCCCGGAGGAGGGCUACUGCCAGGCCCAGGCGCCCAUCGCCGCCGUGCUGCUCAUGCACAUGCCAGCCGAGCAAGCGUUCUGGUGCCUGGUGCAGAUCUGUGAGAAGUAUCUCCCUGGCUACUACAGCGAGAAGCUGGAGGCCAUUCAGCUGGAUGGGCAGAUCCUCUUCUCGCUGCUGCACAAGGUCUCUCCUGUGGCCUACAAGCACCUGAGCAAGCAGAAGAUCGACCCCAUCCUCUACAUGACGGAGUGGUUCAUGUGCGCCUUCUCCCGCACCCUGCCCUGGAGCUCCGUCCUGCGCGUCUGGGACAUGUUCUUCUGUGAAGGGGUGAAGAUCAUCUUCCGGGUGGGCCUCGUGCUUCUCAAACACACCCUGGGCUCCUCGGACAAGCUCAAGUCGUGCCAGGGCCAGUACGAGACCAUGGAGAGGCUGAGGGCCCUCAGCCCCAAGAUCAUGCAGGAGGCCUUCCUGGUGCAGGAGGUGAUCGAGCUGCCGGUGACGGAGCGUCAGAUCGAGCGGGAGCACCUGAUCCAGCUGAAGAAGUGGCGGGAGACGCACGGGGAGCUGCAGUGCAAGUCCCCCCCGCGCCUGCACGGGGCCAAGGCCAUCAGCGAGGCCGAGCCCCCUCCCCGCAAGGCGCUGGAGCCCGUGCCCUCCAUCAUCGUGCCCCCGGGGCCCGCCCCCGUGCCCAAGGCCCGCAAGAGCAAGGAGAAGAGCCGAGAGAAGAGCCCGGCCGGCCCCACCAACGGCCCCGGCGCCGAGGGCAACGGAGCGCCCGGCUCGGCCCGGGAGCUGCUGCACCCCCAGGUCUCCCCCCACCACCAGUCCAAGGAGAGCCUGAGCUCCCGGGAGAGCGAGGACACGUACUUGUAGGGCCAGCGUGGCCGUGGGGCCCCACGCCGGGCAGCUGGGCUGCGCACGGACCCCGGGCUCGAGGACGCCCAGCUGUGGGGGCUGUGUGGGGACCCUGACGCCCAGUGC
Dryobates pubescens (Downy woodpecker) is the source of this 1608-nucleotide messenger RNA. It is a transcript of the gene TBC1D10A, whose product is annotated as TBC1 domain family member 10A. Lineage: Eukaryota; Metazoa; Chordata; Aves; Piciformes; Picidae. The record is from RefSeq and is a predicted model, not a curated record. Bases 67 to 1500 code for a protein of 477 amino acids. The transcript has 9 exons.